CCCAGGAAACUUAUAACCUCGGGAGGCAGGUCCCUCCCCUCACUGUGGCCACAUACCUCCCGAAGAGCGGACCGGACCAGCAGCUGGCUCCACCACUCAGGGCAUCUGCCUCCGUCGCCCGAUACUCCAGAACUCUCUGCUCACGACUCACCAAAAAGCCAAGAUGUUGGUGUUAUUGGCUGGUAUCUUUGUGGUCCACAUCGCCGCUGCUAUUAUGCUGUUUGUCUCCACCAUCUCCAAUGUCUGGAUGGUUUCCUCCGAUGUAUUAUCCUCUGUAGGGCUUUGGAAGAACUGUACUCAUGGUAACUGUGAUGGCUCUCUGUCCUACGGCAAUGAAGAUGCUCUCAAGGCAGUGCAAGCCUUCAUGAUCCUCUCCAUCAUCUUCUCUAUAAUCUCCCUUGUGGUCUUCGUGUUCCAGCUUUUCACCAUGGAGAAGGGAAACCGAUUCUUCCUCUCAGGGUCCACCAUGUUGGUGUGCUGGUUUUGCAUCCUGGUUGGAGUGUCUGUCUAUACUCACCAUUAUGCCCACAGCGACAGGAACUUUGCCUUUGGCGGCCACCAAGGCUAUUGUUUCAUCCUGACCUGGAUCUGUUUCUGCUUCACUUUCAUUAUUGGCAUUCUCUAUAUGGUCCUGAGGAAGAAAUAGACCGAACAAGCUCA
This is a messenger RNA of Onychomys torridus (southern grasshopper mouse), 660 nucleotides long. It is a transcript of the gene Emp1, whose product is annotated as epithelial membrane protein 1. The transcript has 5 exons. Bases 164 to 646 code for a protein of 160 amino acids. The record is from RefSeq and is a predicted model, not a curated record. Gene Ontology annotation, cellular component: plasma membrane. Lineage: Eukaryota; Metazoa; Chordata; Mammalia; Rodentia; Cricetidae.